Nicotiana attenuata is the source of this 637-nucleotide messenger RNA. RefSeq lists its product as uncharacterized. The record is from RefSeq and is a predicted model, not a curated record. The coding region runs from base 30 to 482 and encodes 150 amino acids. Lineage: Eukaryota; Viridiplantae; Streptophyta; Magnoliopsida; Solanales; Solanaceae. The transcript has 4 exons.
UAGAAAAAAAACAAAAGUGGAGGCAUCAGAUGGGACCUAUUAAUUUUGCAAGAGUACGCGUGGCAUUGCGUGCAAGUAAAGAGAACAACGAGGAACCAUCUAAGUCUGAAAUAUUUAUUGCAACUCGUACAAAACAAGGGAAGCAAGUUCAUGAAGAUGCUCAAAUUGCAAUAUCUGAACUUCAAAACCGUCAAAACGCUUGGGAAUCAUCGGAUGAAGCAUUUAGAGCAGUGUUUGGAAAGGAGCAACCUGGUCGAAUACGAUGCUAUGGAAGAUCAGUGACAACAAGUUCUCAUAAAAAAGACGAGGAAAUCAAUAAGAUCCAACAAAAGCAUAACAAUGAAGUCUCUACUUUGAAAGCAGAAAUGCAAGAAAUGAGAGAAGAAAUGCAAGAAUUGAGGCAAAUGCGUCAUUGCUUUGAUCUAUUGGUGCAAAACAAUCCUGAACUUUUGUUCAAAUAUACCAGGAUUUGUUGGAUCUAACCAACCUUCUCCAGUUGAUGCAAGUAGCGCACAAGCUGUAAGAGGCCAAAAUCUCCCGCAUUCCUCUGGAUCAACCCGUGGUCCAAUUCUUGAAAAGGAGAAAGUGGGCGAUGCAAUUGGAAAUGGUGGCGGAAAGUCAAUUUGAUCGUAAUGUG